Penicillium expansum is the source of this 918-nucleotide messenger RNA. RefSeq lists its product as uncharacterized. The transcript is spliced from 2 exons. Gene Ontology annotation, cellular component: nucleus. The record is from RefSeq and is a predicted model, not a curated record. NCBI's taxonomy places the organism in Eukaryota, Fungi, Ascomycota, Eurotiomycetes, Eurotiales, Aspergillaceae. The coding region runs from base 1 to 918 and encodes 305 amino acids.
AUGGACCUCGAGACUCGCAUGCCGUAUCUUCAUCGGUUCAAGCCAGCCAACCUCGGUGAACGCUCUCUUGAGGAAUUACAAAUGCAUCGUGAAUAUUGGGGCCCGUGGUUUCUGAAUCAAUUCAUAUAUCAUACCAGCCUUUGUCUACUCAAUCAUCCACUGCUUCUCUCCCUCAGUCUUCGGAAUUUCCGGAGUACUAUCCCAGAGAUCUUCUUACAGCACACCUCGGACUUGAUCUCCUCGCACACAACCUGGAUCAUUCACUUCAUAAACUGCUUUGAAGAGAAGUCGUUUCAAGUAUCAGAUCCGUUACUAGGCUACAGCGCCGCCGUCGUCGCUACAAUAGAGCUGCAACUCAGUUUCACAGAUGAUUUGACUAUCAGAGAACAUAAGCGUGAAAGAUUUGCCAAAUGUGUCAAGUUCGUGCAAACAAUGGGAGAAAGGUGGCCACACAUGGCGCAAUUGGCACACAGAUUACAGCGACUAGAAGACGCAGUCUCGGCAACCUACCAAUCAGACCCAGGCGCGCAAAACCAAAGCCUUCUAAUCGACCUAUCCCGAUUCUGGGAAAUUCUCGAAUACUCAUCCAACAGCGAUACAGACUCUGCUCGCCGUCUAUUCGGGGAGUCACUUUAUGCCGGUUCUUCUUCUGCGGGCGCAGAAGUAUCUCAAACGUCGCCUUUGCCUCCGCCGUUCCGGCUGAGUGUCCAGGAACAAGAUACACCAAAUCCUCGGUCCCAAUCAUUCGGUGCCAACGCCCCCUUUCCUGGUCAGGACUACCCAACAACAUCUUUGGUCUCCCCCCAGCAUUUGACAAUGUCCAAUGAUGAGUUCUCUAUUCUUGCUGCCAAUUUCUUUUCUCAGGGGCAGGAGUUUCUACGCAGUGGUGAUAACUGGGAAAGUGUUGGGAAUUUCUAA